AUGAUCUUCGUGCUGUACUAUUUGGGAUUUCGAGCGUUGGUGUACGACUUUCAAAAGCUGGGAAGUGAGUCAAGGACGUGUUUAGAAAGGUGGGAAGAUCUUGAUCAGUCAAUAGGAGUUGACUCAUCUUCAGUGUCAUUUAUUGGGAACGGUCACAUUGGAGUAGAUGUGAAUGGAGAAUUAAGACAGCCUGUGAAUCACCUCUGA
Messenger RNA from Ostertagia ostertagi, 207 nucleotides. Lineage: Eukaryota; Metazoa; Nematoda; Chromadorea; Rhabditida; Trichostrongylidae. The record is from the annotation of a GenBank genome assembly.